UUUUUUAGACUUCCUAAGGUUUUUGCAAUGAUUCCAUAGGUAUUCUUCAAAAAUUAAUGUUUUAUUUCUUUUAGUUAAGUUUGUUGAGAUUUCAUUCUUGGACAAUCUGGAUCGAGCAGGGUUUUUUUUAAAUCGAAUUUAACUACUGAAAAAUUUAAUCUUCAAAUAAAAAUGUGUGGAAUAAUGUGUGAAAUAUAUUUUCGAAGUGCUGGCACAGUUAAGCCUCCAGAUUCCUAUAUUCUUACUCAUGUCAAUAGAAGAGGACCAGAUAGUAAUAAAAUUGUGAAUGUGAACACUAAUGGAAUAAAUAUCACUUGCUGUGGAGCAGUACUAUGGUUGCAGGGCCUGCAACCUGUUUCUCAACCCCUUGAAAAUGAUAAAGGAAUUCUUUUAUAUAAUGGUGAUAUAUUUGAUUGGAACUUGAACGACAAAAAAAACGAUACUGAAGAAAUUAUGGACAGAUUCAACAGGCUUUAUCCUUGGAAUAAGGAUGUAUUUGAACAUGAGUAUAAAAUAGAUGCAUGGGCACAAUCGGUUAAACUGUUACAAAAUAUACCUGAUGACAGAUUUUCUCUAGACUGUAAUAUAAAUAUUGACUUUAACUUUGAGGACAAUGUUAGAAAUUUCAUAGAAACCACUGCUAAGAUUUCAAAAGAUAAGUAUGUGAUUAUGGAUACUCUGCUAAAUAACUCUGAAAUAAAAGACUCUGUUUUAAAAAUUUUAAAUUUACUCAAUCUGAGUGUAGAAAUGCGCACAAAAAAACAACCAAUGAAAUGUAAAAAAUGUCUGUUUAAUGCAGAAUUAUGUUAUCAUUCUUCUGUUGGAAUUUUAUUUUCGGGAGGACUAGAUUGCACAAUAUUAGCAUACUUAGUUGACAAACAUUUACCUAAGGCCCAAAGUAUAGAUCUUAUAAAUGUGGCUUUUAAAAAGGACAAGGAGACAUAUGAUGUUCCAGAUAGAUUAACUGGAAAACAGUCUUUAGAAGAGUUAAAAAAAUUAUGCCCACAUAGAAACUGGAUAUUUAGAGAAAUCAAUGUACCAAAUGAUGUAUUAAUGAAAUAUCAAGAAACAACUAUAGCAGAUUUAAUAUAUCCUAGGCAGACAAUUUUAGAUGAAAGUUUAGGAUCUGCAUUAUGGUUUGCUGCUCAAGGGAAUGAUGAAGAAACAGUGUCACCAUGUAGGGUUUUAAUAAUAGGUUCUGGAGCUGAUGAACUCUUUGGUGGUUAUACCAGACAUAGAAAUAUUUUUAGACGCGAUAGUUGGACAGGCCUCUAUAAAGAGUUGCUUAAAGACUGGAAGAGAAUUUCAUUUAGAAAUUUAGCCAGAGACAAUCGUAUCAUUUGUGACCAUGGACGUCAGCCUAGAAUGCCAUACUUAGAUGAAACUUUCACGCAAUAUGUUUUGGAAUUAAAGCCAUGGUUCAAGUGUUUCCCAAGUGAAGAAUUGGGACCUGGAAUAGGAGACAAACUUUUCUUGAGACUUGUCGCAUUUCAUCUUGGUUUACGACAAGUUGCAAUAUUACCUAAAAGAGCCUUGCAAUUUGGAUCAAGAAUAGCAAAUAAAAAAGAAAAAGGUAGUGAUAUAUCAAGAAACUUCAAAGAUAGUAAAGCAGUUAAAGAGAACUUUAAUAAAAAAUGAUUUGGAUCAUAAUAAAAUCCAAAAAAUA
Diatraea saccharalis (sugarcane borer) is the source of this 1666-nucleotide messenger RNA. The record is from the annotation of a GenBank genome assembly. NCBI's taxonomy places the organism in Eukaryota, Metazoa, Arthropoda, Insecta, Lepidoptera, Crambidae.